Pocillopora meandrina is the source of this 390-nucleotide messenger RNA. NCBI's taxonomy places the organism in Eukaryota, Metazoa, Cnidaria, Anthozoa, Scleractinia, Pocilloporidae. The record is from the annotation of a GenBank genome assembly.
AUGUUAGCUGAUUCUGGCCUGUUACCACAGUUACAGCUUCACUCUCGCUCGCCUUUAAGAAAUCCUUUAUGCAUUUAUGGUGACCUAGGAUACCUGUUGCGACCUCAGCUACAAACACCAUUUAGAGGCUUGCAUCUCACACUACUACAGCAGCAGUUCAAUACUUCCAUGAGCGCUGUUAGAUCAAGUGUUGAAUGGGUUUUCGGAGACAUAAUCAACUAUUUUAGUUUCCUUGAUUUUAAGAAAAAUUUAAAGAUAGGGUUAAGUGCAGUGGGGAAAAUGUAUAUUGUUUGUGCACUGUUAACUAAUGCUAGAACGUGUGUAUAUCCAACAUCCACAAGUACUUUUUUCAACUUAGGAACACCUUCAUUGCAAGAGUACUUUUCUUAA